AUAUAUAUAUAUAUAUAUAUAUAUAUAUAUAUAAUGAGAGGGACACGCGGUCCGCGAGGCCGACCGCGCUAUUCCACUGCUCCCCUCCGCGCCAAAUGCUGCACCAUUUCCAUCUUGCUUUUCGUUUUCCGCGGACGGAACGUGAAAAACAGAAACUCGAUUUUUUCCGAGAAAUUUGUAAAAUAACUUUUCGAAAAAAAAUGUUACGGACAACCAAACAAUGGAAAAAAAAGGUUUUACAGGGAUCAAAACACACCCUUAAGCUGAAACCGAAUAACCGAACAGAACUGAUAUUAUUCGAUUAAUAUAAUUUGUGGUAAUUUGGUUUUGUUUUAGAAACCAAGUGUUCUAUUUUCGGGUUUUUGUUUGGUUUUUGAAGAAUGACCCGAUUUAACAGAACUAACCAAAAUAAACAUAUAUUUUUUGAGAAAAUUUCAUGUACUUUUAAGUGUAGUAUUAUACUCUUACAUAUCUAAGGGUAUGCACUAAUAUUACGUCCAUUAGAUGUCAAUUUGUAUGUUUUAUUGUUUAUUUAAACAUCAUAAUAAUCAAGUGCCAAUGAUUACGAUCAAGGAUUGCCGCUAGCACUUCCCGUGCCGUUGUGCCAGUGGCACGGCAUUGGCAUGGCCCAUGCCGGUGGCACUUAGGCAAGACGGCACGGAUUUAUUUUAUUAAAGUAUCUUGAACAAUUAGUUUUUUAUAGUGUUUUCACAGCUCUAAUUGUUAUAAAAUAGUUUAUAUAUGAUAUCCCAUGCUAUUUAGUAGAAAUGGUCAUAAAAAUAGUAAUAACUAAUGAUAUUAUUUAUAUAUAUUAUGAAAGUAUGAGCAUUAAACAAAUACCAAUAAAAGGUUUGUAGGAAAGCACUACCACGGGUAAAUUCAUUAGAUCUAAAAUAAUAAAGAGAUUGGAGGAAAUUUUAUUAUUUGUAUUUUUUUAUUUCAAGCAGGUCUUAUUAUGCAAUGGAGUUUGCUAAUUGCUUCAAAUGUAAGUAGCUUUACAAUAUCUACAUAUUUAAGUAUGAAAAAACAUUUAUAUAACUUUUGACCUCAAAACUCAAUUAAAAAAAAACAAAAAAAUGCAAAAAAAAACCAUUUUGUUGACAUGUUGUUGGGUUGACCUCGUGACACGUGUUAGCACGACCACGGCAUAGUACGGCAGUGGCAAUCCUUGAUGAAAGUAAUUGAAUAUAGGCCAAAAAGCUAGGUAAAGAAUAAUUCAAAGGCACUUAAAUCAAACCAAGCCUAAUUUUCUCAACUCAGUUCAAUUUAGAUAAUUUAGGUUAUGUAGCAAUUCAUUCGUUGUAGUCUAUCAUCAUAGAGUUUGAUUAUUUGGUGUCAUGCCUUGGGUCCUAUUUGGAAAAGUUAUUUUUUUUGGUAAUAAUUUUUCUUUUUACAUCAAUUGCAGUGGAAAAACUAAUUUCAAAUAUUUAUAGAAUCUGGCCCAAGAUGUGACAAAUCCACUGCACGCACAAGGUUUCCAGUCCACAUGAAAAGAGUCUUCCUUGUACCUGCACGUCAUUGGAUUAUAGAGCAUACACAAAUAACCUAAACAGAGAUGAUAUAUACAUCCUACACCGGUUACUAUAACAACAGUAAACAAUUAAAACUAAUAUUGGAAUCAUACAUCAACUAAUAGAGCACCAAGUAAACCUUGAUAUAUCCAAUAUAAAAAAUAUCACUGUACAACAAUUAAUCCAAAUGAUUCAUACGUUCAGUCGAUAAAUUGACGAUAAGAGAUAACCAGAAUACUAGAAUAAAAGAUGAACUAAACAAACGGGUAGCUACAACCCCGAUCGAUGCUAGCUAAUAAGCUAUAUCUAGGCGCAAACCUCUCACCAUGUCCUGUAUUUUAAUGAUUGCCGUAUCGUCUCAAUAAAGUUCAAAAGAUUUGAUAAAAAUAUAUAACAAAUAAUUUGCAUAUUUUGUUGCCAAAGAAAAUAAAUAUUUCAUGCCAUUACGUGUCGGCACACAUAUACCUUUUGUGACCGCCACUCAUUGGCGCGGCCCGACACUCACCGUACUGUAUCGUGCCGGCAAGUUUUCGGCACGACCCCGUGCUACGACACUUAAAUCCUUGCUGUAUUUCACCACCCAAGUUGCCUGUAAAAAUACAGUGUGAGCGCAUAAAAUGUUUUCCAGUGUGUACAACAUUGACAAAGUGAUGCAGCAAAUAAACCUAAUUUUAUUUUCGAAUGCGAUUAUCUUUUAUUUUGUAGGUUCGUGUUUGAUUCGGACUUAAAUCAUUUAGUUUUCGUUGAUUUGGCUAACCCAAACCCUUUUCUCCAAUAAACAAAGAAACAAUUCCAAAAGGACCUUUGGGAUUCCCCAAAAAGAUCUUUGGAAUUCCAAAAUUGCUUCUUCUUCUAUGCAUGACCCUUUUGUGUUGAAAACGAAAGGACAAUAAUUUAUUAUAGGAGGGCUCUCAACACUAUAAAUAUGUGGUUCUUGAAGCUUUAAGGGCAUAUAUAUUGAUGAAUAGAAAUUUCUAAUCUUGUUCUUUAUCCUUGGUGUUCUACUUCCCGGUGAAAUCAUCGACGCUUCUUCCUCGCGCCGAGAUCGACUUCUUCCUUGACUUGAUCAUUGUCGCUUCUUUCUCGUGACAUGAUUGACUUCUACUUCUGCGUCUCCUCUUCUUUCGGAUCUCUGCCUCAUAUCCUUCUUCCCUAUUGCCGAAGUUCUACUCGUGGUGCAUCGCCCUCCUCGUUGAUCGUGGAUCCCCCACAAUUAUGUAAAUGGUUCGAGACUUUUUGAAUGAUCUUCCUGUCAAGGCUCUUCCGGGCAUUGGGCAUAGCCUAGACGAGAAGCUAAAAAGUAGGCAAAUUCAGAGUUGUGGUCAAUUGCAAAAGAUUUCAAAGGACAAGGAAACAGGGAAGGAGCUUCUUCGAUGUCCUAGCUCGGGAACAUCACUUUAUCCAAUUUCUUCUAGACUUGCAAGUGUAGGGAAUAAGCAACAACUAGCUCUUAUUGCAUCUAGAUUUAGUGGAGAUGUCUGGCAUAGACGGUUAGGUCAUCCUAGUCUUCCUGUUCUUUCUACAUUUAUUAAAAAUAAUAAAAUUGUUUCUGAUUCUGCACUGAAAUUAUCUGUCUGCAAUGCUUGUAAUAUGGGAAAACAUGUUAAACUCUCAUUUCAUGAUUCAGAAUCUCAAUCUGCUUUUCCUUUUCAUAUUGUUCAUUCUGAUGUUUGGCAAUCACCUGUGCCCUCGGUUUCUGGAUACAAAUAUUAUGUUAUUUUUAUCGACGAUUAUUCUAGAUUUUCCUGGCUUUAUCUUUUAAAAUUUAAACAUGAAGUUUUUGACAAAUUUUUCGAGUUCAAGAAGAUGGUUGAAAAUAUAUUUCAUAGCUCAAUAAAAAUUUUUCAAUCUGACAAUGGUACGGAAUUUGUAAAUGACAAGUUUUCUAGUUUUUGCUCACAAAAUGGAAUUAUUCACCGAUUUUCUUGUCCUUACACUCCUCAACAAAAUGGCCUUGCUGAGAGAAAACAUAGGCAUUUAUCUAACAUUGUUAGAAGUCUACUAUUCCAAGCUGGCUUGCCUCCUCGUUUUUGGGCUGAGGCCAUUCAAACUGCUGUUUUUCUUGUAAAUCGACUUCCGUCUCUUACUGUUUUAAAUGGGCGGUCACCAUAUGACAUUCUCCAUGGUUGUGCUUCUCCUGACUUGCAACUUAUCAGAGUCUUUGGAUGUUUGUGUUAUCCCGAUGUUCAGGACAUUGCAGAUCACAAGCUCUCUCCCCGAUCACUUCCUUGUAUUUUCUUGGGUCUUUCUGACAAACAUAAGGGCUUUCGCUGCCUCUAUCCGAGCACUGGUAAAGUUUUUAUUUCUCGCCAUGUUACUUUUGUUGAAACUGUUUUUCCUUACUCUUGUCUGUCCAAAUUUUCUUCCUCAUCUUCCCCCACUACCUCAAAUUUUCAAAUGUUUCAACAUUUUCUUUCUAAUCCUCCCUUAUUGGGCGAAAGUCCUUCCUCUCUUGAUGCCAUCUCUGGUUUUUCCUUCACACGCCUUUCUCCGGAUGUUAGUUCAAAUGCAUCUGUUUCACCAUCUGAGACUGUAUCGACUUUUCCUUCCACCUUGAAUCAUGAUGCCACACAGGUUAGUGAUGAACAUGCUGCCACUGUUGCUGGUCCACCUGAACUCCGAGUCUAUACCAGACGACACACCCUCCGACCUUCUGCUGCUACAGCUUUACCUUCUCCUGUUGAGUUGACGCCUUCCACAUCGGACAGGCCACCUUCACCUCAGCCUGCAGAGCCUUCCUUACCAAUCCGGACACACUCUAUGCUUACUCGAUCUAUGGCUAAGAAUUUUGCUGGGUCUACCUCCUUCCUAGCUUCUACACAUACUACUCUUCCUACUGAGCCUAUCACUUUUCAUGAAGCUUUUCAGGAUGCAGAUUGGCGUGCUGCCAUGGCUGAAGAAUUUGAUGCAUUACUCACCAAUGAUACUUGGGAGCUUGUUCCUGCUCCUCCUUCUGUCAAUCUUAUUGGCUGUAAAUGGGUCUACAAAGUCAAACAGAAGGCGGAUGGCUCUCUUGAGCGUCUCAAAGCUCGACUAGUGGCUCAGGGUUACAAACAACAACAAGGCAUUGAUUUUGAUGAGACUUUUUCUCCGGUUGUCAAGUCGACCACUAUUCGUACUGUUCUUUCAGUCGCUCUCUCCUCUGGAUGGUCUCUCCGACAACUUGAUGUGAAGAAUGCCUUUCUUCAUGGCACUCUCUCUGAGGAGGUUUAUAUGAAACAACCACCUGGCUUUGUGCAUCCUUCGCUUCCUAGUCACGUUUGCCGCCUACGUAAAGCGAUAUAUGGUCUCAAACAAGCUCCUCGGGCUUGGUUUCAGCGUUUCACUUCUUUUCUUUCUGAGAUUGGUUUUGUUGGCAGCACUGCUGAUCCCUCAAUGUUUGUUUGUCAUUCUUCCUCUGGCACUCUUGUUCUCCUCUUGUAUGUUGAUGAUAUUAUUGUCACCGGCAGUUCCUCAUCUCUUCUCGAUGCUCUUAUCGUUACUUUACAACGCGAAUUUGCCAUGAAGGAUCUCGGACCGCUGCAUUAUUUUUUGGGUAUUGAGGUUCAUCGCUCUCCAUCUGGUCUUCAUCUAUCUCAACAAAAAUAUGCGCAUCAAUUGCUUCAGCGACAUGGUUUUCUUGACAGUAAGCCCGUUUCUACUCCUCUUUCGCCAACAUCUCGUCUCUCUUCCCAUGAAGGGCAUCUUCUUGAGGAUCCAUACACUUAUCGUCAGAUCGUUGGUGCUCUCCAGUAUCUCACUUUCACCAGACCGGACAUUUCAUAUGCCGUCAACUCUGUUGCCCAGUAUCUUCAUGCACCUCGUGAACCACACAUGCAAGCGGUCAAACGUAUUCUGCGUUAUAUUCGGGGGACGCUGACUUAUGGCCUUCCUAUCUCUCGCUGUGACAAUCCUUCUCUUGUGGCCUUCGCUGAUGCUGAUUGGGCUGGUUGCCCCGAUACACGUCGCUCUACUUCUGGAUAUUGCAUUUUUCUUGGGCCAAAUCUUAUCUCCUGGUCCGCUAAGAAACAACCCACCAUUUCUCGUUCUAGUUCUGAAGCAGAGUAUCGUGCUGUAGCCUACACACUUGCUGAGACAGUCUGGAUUCGUCGUCUCCUUCGUGACCUUCGUGUUUUCUUAUGGCGCUCUCUAUCAGUAUUUAUUGCGAUAAUCUCAGCACCACCUACCUUGCGGCCAAUCCUGUUCUCCAUGCUCGCACGAAGCACAUUGAACUUGAUCAUCAAUUUUUGCGGGAAAAAGUUCAGUCUGGUGAUUUGGCCUUAAUUCAUAUCCCUUCUGACAAGCAACUUGCCGACAUUUUCACCAAGCCCCUGUCAUCCUCUUGGUUUUCGAUAUUGCGGC
Ananas comosus (pineapple) is the source of this 5852-nucleotide messenger RNA. RefSeq names its product DNA repair protein REV1. Bases 2733 to 5774 code for a protein of 1013 amino acids. Gene Ontology annotation, cellular component: nucleus. The record is from RefSeq and is a predicted model, not a curated record. Gene Ontology annotation, biological process: error-free translesion synthesis; error-prone translesion synthesis; DNA integration. Gene Ontology annotation, molecular function: damaged DNA binding; DNA-directed DNA polymerase activity; deoxycytidyl transferase activity. Lineage: Eukaryota; Viridiplantae; Streptophyta; Magnoliopsida; Poales; Bromeliaceae. The transcript has 3 exons.